Gregarina niphandrodes is the source of this 204-nucleotide messenger RNA. RefSeq lists its product as hypothetical. The record is from RefSeq and is a predicted model, not a curated record. The transcript has a single exon. The annotation marks the transcript as partial. Lineage: Eukaryota; Apicomplexa; Conoidasida; Eugregarinorida; Gregarinidae.
UUCGACUUUAAGAUAGAGUACCUGAAGGGCACCGAGAACGUGGUGGCUGACUGGUUGUCUAGAGCGAACUUACGAGAAGAUGUCGGGGAGGACACGUUGGUGGAUCGAAUUCAGAUGAAUCCAGAGCUAAGGGUGGCGUACUGUGCGGAAGCCGAACAAGAUGAGGGCUUGUCAGUACCACUUGUUGAAAGGUUGAAAAGGUAA